Saccostrea cuccullata (small rock oyster) is the source of this 2236-nucleotide messenger RNA. Its product is annotated as condensin-2 complex subunit H2-like. The record is from RefSeq and is a predicted model, not a curated record. Gene Ontology annotation, molecular function: chromatin binding. Lineage: Eukaryota; Metazoa; Mollusca; Bivalvia; Ostreida; Ostreidae. The transcript is spliced from 19 exons. Bases 14 to 1885 code for a protein of 623 amino acids. Gene Ontology annotation, biological process: mitotic sister chromatid separation; meiotic chromosome condensation. Gene Ontology annotation, cellular component: condensin complex; nucleus.
AUCUAGGCUCAUCAUGGGCUCAUCACAUACUCAAGAUGAGCUUGAGUCGAGGUUUGCCAACCUGCUGCAGCCUAUCCGAGACCUCACCAAGAACUGGGAUGUAGACAUCGCAUCAUCACUGGAGGACUACCUUGAAGAGCUUGGCAACAUAGUGAUAACUUUUGAUGGAGGGAUUACUACAAUGAAUUUUGCUGAAGCAGCAAUGCUGAUUCAAGGCUCUGUGUGUGUAUAUAGUAAAAAGGUUGAAUAUCUCUACACCUUGGUGUAUCAAGUUCUGGACUUGCUGGCAAGUAAAAAAAAACAGAAUAAACAGGCAUCAGCUGAAGGAAAUGAUGAUGAGGAUUCUGGGUUUGACAAAAAUGAAGAUGAUGAGUUUCUGAGCCUGGACGAUAUUAAAGAACACAAGAGUAUUGUGCUGAAAGAAGACGAAUAUGGAAAUAAGAAUGUGAUGCCAAUACCUCAGAUGCCACUGUCAUUGAUUCCUCUGGAGGAAGGAGAAAAAGGAGCUAAUCCUCUACUAAGUAAGAAGGGGGAGGUCCUGGCCAGCAGAAAUGACUUUAAGAUGAACACUUGUUCUGUUCAUCAGAGUGGCACGCUGCUCCUAGACAUGUCUCACAUGGCUCUACUUGAGAAGACAUUAUCAGACUGCAUCUCCCUACAAGGUGGCUCGUUAAACACAAUACAGGAGGAGAGCACAGAACAAUGUACACAGGGAAUGAUGGGAAGAGACAAUGUAGAGGAAGUGGAAACCAAUGACCUCCCACCACCAGAUGUCACUAUGGGUGACAAUGCAGGAGAUGAGGCAGAACCUUUCGAGCCGGCUCCAAUGGAGGAUGAGGUGGACGGAGCUGUACCUCCCAACAACAGAGAGAGUCUAGAUGCACAGAUUCUCAGGAGAUCUGAAAGAAAAAGAGUGCAAAUUGUUCCCCCCAAACCUGUAAUUGAUCAUUGGAAGAUGAUAGAUCCACAUGACCCCGGCAAUGUAACAGAGCGCACCACAAAGAGAGGAAAGACUUUUAAGAUCCCAGACAAUGUAGAUGACAGUUUGACAAACAAGAGGAAGAGAAAAAAGAAGCCUGAGAUAAAGAAGUUGUGUCCCCUUACUCAGUUUGUCUGUCAGACAUUCACUAAUGUGGAAAAAUAUCCAAAGAAUCCCUUGAAAACUGUGUCCUUUCCUGAACUUGAUAAACCUUUCUGGGAGGAAUACAAAAGAAGGCAAGCUCUGUCAAGGAAAGAAAAUAAAGCAAAGUUUGCUUAUGUAGAGGAAGAAAAUGAAGAUGAAAAGGUGGAACAAGAAGAUUUUCAUGAAGAAGACGAUGGAGCAGCAGACAUUUUAUUGCCCCAGAUGAAUGAUGAGAAUUUGUUUGAUGCUAUAAAUACAGUCGCUGAUGACAUGCCGUACUCUGAGUCAAUGAAGAAUAAUGAUUUCGGUGCCACCUUUGAUGAUGGUUUAAUAAUAAAUGAUUAUGAAGAGCUUGUCAAACAUCAUGUGGAGCAGUACCUGAUCAGUGCCCAGGAGUACGCCCAGAUAACAGAAUUGUCCCGGCGAGUAGCAGAGUGGGAGGAGAAGGUCAUUCCUAAACUGGAGGAGGAGGAUACACAUGAUCCAUUUGAUAUCAACAAAUAUGGAAGCCUCCUAAUAGGUUCCUUAAGUAAGGAGUCUAACACUGCAUUUAAAGAGGUGGUCAAAGCCAAGAAGACAUAUGAAGUCUGUAGGAUAUUUCUAGCUUCCCUAAUGCUGGCAAACACAGGGAAUGUAGAAAUAGUUAGGAGAGGGGAGUUAGAGAAAGGGAUGGACAAGUUUGAGUUACAUUUACUCUCCACUAAGAGACAUUUUGAACAGCUGGAGGAAUACCAGGCCCCAUCUAUAGCUGACAAAGGAUGAGAGACUUAUAGCCCACACAAAAAUAUCUACAAGGCAAAUUUUAACUCGGACAGAUUUAAAGCAGCACUGUGAUCAGUUUUAUGCAUUUUAUCUGAGAAUGUAAACAUGUUUCAUCGGAAAUUUUUUUAAAUUCAUGUAUGCAUUCGUCAGAAACUCUAUAGACUAAUCUAAAAUUAAAAUCAUGAAGAAAAGGACACGGAGAGGGAAAUGUGUAUAAUUACAUUAUUUAAUAAAGAUUGUGCACAUUCCUGGUUAAUGAAGCACAGAAGUCUCGUAAUGUUAUAAAAUAAAUUAAAAUGGCACUGAAACAGCUACAGUGAUAUAAUCUCUUAAUUAAAACCAUGAGCAAGU